GAGGAGGAACGCGCCGAGAGUGGAGAACGGAACCGUUCAGUCGCAGCCACGAAGCGGCGCCGUGCGCGACGACGACGACGACGACGACGACGACGACGCCGACGACGACGACGUCGGACAUUCGCGCACGCUACUACCGCAUCCCGCUCUCGUCUCCGCCGUCGGUCGUCUCGUCUCUAUUCGCUCGAAGGGGUUGCCCGAGUCGAACCGGAUCGAAAUUAAAUUUCGAACGUCAUUGGACCGUACGAACGGGGACCACCCUCGUCACGCGAUCUCUUUUCUCGCAAUUUCUUUCGAAAUCCUCGGUGUCGCGGACGUGAGUACGUUGCUUGCUUCCGAAACGAGCCGUCUCGGACGGUACGACGCACGAAUACUUAUCGGGGACGCCGGAGAGCAAGCACGCAGCGUGGGUAGUGAGCCACGGUAGUGGUCGGGUCUAUAAUUAACCACGGAGGACGCGUCUGGCAGCAGAACGAGUUACUAUCCCUGCAAGAAAUCGAGCCGUGACUUUCGAUGGGAAAAAAACUCUCGAUGAAUUAACGACGCAGGAAAAAGUGAAGGAUCCCGCUGACAGAUUAAGGAGUAGGAAACGCGUCGCAAUAGACGUCACACGUCGAUUGGUGAAUUCGAUCGAUCCAGCGAGUCAUGUAACUUCAGGAAACAAUUAAACAGGAUAAUUAUCGACGAACAAUAUUAACAAGUUUUACGGGCUAAUGAAUUUGGAUUUCGUCGAUAGUUGCGAGUGGAGUAAAUCGAUCAUGGAACUCCAUGAAGUGAGUGAAUUGUGCAGUCAUUCAGAAGUGUAACUUUCCUAUUAGUUUCCGUAUAUAAAUAGCGUAGUAAAUUGGGCAAGUGCGCCGUCGCUUCGUCAUCAUUCAAUACCAAUUUUCGCCGCAAGACUCAUCACGGAGCAGGAAUUAAAAUUAACCGCGUGACUCAUUCGAAGGAACGACACGCGGUAGCUCAGUCACGUUUUACGAGCGACGUAAUCUCGCGGAAGUCCGAAUUAACGGCGCCGAGCGCCUCGUUGGCGUUGCGUCGAGAGAAUAAGAAAAAAAAAAGACAACGACAACGAAGACCGGGGAUGAUUGAAGCACUCGAACACGAGAUAACGCGUCGCCGGCAUGCGCUGAUCCGCGAUUAGGCGGCCGAUCGAUCUCCGAAAUUAACGUCCCGCGAGCGUCAAACGAGCUGCGACAGGAUCAUCAAUAGCGUAAUAAAUGUCACUCGCACACGAUCGAUUCGACGCCUUUUGCCAGCCAUGGCGUAAAGAGAGCGCGAUUUAACGGAGAGUGCGAGUUUGACGCCGGUUCACAUUUUGGAUCACGAUCGAACGAAGCGAGACACACGUCGUCGCGUUUCGCGGGUGCGUCCAGUCCAAGUUCCGCGGUCGAGACUCUGACUAGCGCUUUCGGAGCAGACCUCCACACGGUUAUGCACGGAUGGAGGAUGAACGGGGGUGCGUGAGGGAGAGAGGCGGACGCUCUUAAACCGAUGAGAUGACAGUGUUGUGCGUGCUGUGGGCUACUCUGUCCACCGUGGUCUCGAUUCUGGCGUGCGCCGGAUUUUACCUGCCUUACUGGAUUCAGGGACGACUGCUGGGAAAAGCGGACGCGUUCUUCAGUUCCUUUCGGCGUUGCAACUAUCCGCGAAUCAAGGGACCCAACGCUGCGCCCGAGAUCGUUUACGAGUGCGCGAGGUACUCCAGCUUUUGGGACAUACCAAGUGCCUGGUGGCAGGCGAGUACAGUUACGAUGGGAAUUGGCGUCGCGAUCGCAGUGAUUAGCGCACUAACGCUUUUGGCAGCUGCAUCAUCAUUCCUCCCACACAUCCUGAAGACGCCGAAACACUCGAGGAUUCUAGGUUCCUUGCAAUUGCUUGCUGCAGUGAUGAUAAGCGGCGGUCUCGUCAUGUAUCCAAUAGGCUGGGACAAUCGGGAGGUACGCGAGUCCUGCGGGAAGAGUGCCAACGUUUACAAUCUCGGGAAGUGCUCGAUGUCCUGGUCGAGUUACUUGCUGUUCGGCUCGGUGGUGCUGCUGAUACUCUGCUUCGGCCUGAGCUUCUGCGCAGCGCGGCACAAGCCCACGAACCCGCACACGGACCCGUUGCGCAUUUGACAAUCGAGAUACUCCCAGUCGAUUCACGCCUACGCCUCGCCGAAGACGACCACGCUCUCCAUCGUCACGGUCUGUUGAUCGCGCCUGUUGCGUGCACGCGCCCUGCGUGAGUAUGCAACCGCCGACGUCCGUCGUCCAUCCACGUCGCCCGCCGCCGCGCGAAACGAGACGUACAUGUGUCAUCGCGCAUAUAAACACCUCAUACAUUCACGCGCGGGUGCGGGAUCUCGCGCGCCCACGCAAAAUGCUUUCAUGCGUGCUGCGGCGUGCUAGUGUGACGACCGCGUAUGUAUUACAUAUAUUUUUCAAUCCGGACGCAAAUGCAAAUUUUUGCGCAAUUUCGCAUCGGUUUAAUGCAUGGUUUAACGCGCUUGCUGCGUGGCUAACCCGUUGACGUUGACAGACCUCACGUUACAACCGGCGAGACGUAUUUUGUAAAUGGGCUGCUGUGUGUCACGCUCACACAAAGCGUCUACAGACGGAACUGAUCUAUGAGUGAAAUAAUUAAAGGGAUAGAUAUGGGUUGAAAGGAUUAAUUGAUUGUAAAUAAUUAAAUUGCAAUUUAAAAGAAUUGAUUUCCGUAACGUGCUGCAAAGGAAGCCAAAGUCUAGCUUCGUGUAGCUGAAACUGUAUGAUUCAGAAUAAUUUGAAAUUGAUAGAUAACUUUAAAAGUGUUUUAUUUUUUUUAAAUGUAUUUCUUAAGUUGCAGAAUAUUGCGAAGAUGCAAAAUAUCUCUAAUCAAAUAAUUUCUUCUAAUUAAGCAAUUAUUAAUUUAAUAUAGCUUCUUGCGAAAGCAGAUUUCCAAAACGGAAAUUUGUAAACUGCAGUUAAAGCAGCUCUGAUGAAAUAACUUCUAAAUAAUUUCUUAAUUAAUGUAUCCCGCUGCGAGAGCAGAUUUGCAAGAUAAACGAAAAUUAGAAAUUCAUAGUUAACCAAAAUCCACGGAUCCCGGAAGAUUGAUUAAACGUUUGGCAUGUUAACGCGUAUCUAUCCCCUCGAGGCAAAUCCCGCGUCUCUGUAUAUAGUGCGCGACUCUGUAUAUGUACGUAUGUAUAUACACACGCCAGAGUGAAUCCUAUAGUCUUGUCUCGCGGCGGACAGUUCGGAAGCUGCCACGGUAUUUCCAAUUCGGUACCGUAGGUAAGCUCCGACUAGAAGCGACGAAGCAAUUGGCAAUUCGCCUCGGCGGGACUUUCAGCACUUUCAAUUCGCACGGGGAGCCCCACUCGCCGGGCGUAUACAUGGCGGCACAAAAGGACCCGGAUGGAGAGAAGGACACUCCCCCGCGACGGGAGGAAUCCGCCGCAUUCAGAUGCGCCGUGACGAUCACGGCCAUCCAGGUGGACUGCUGCACGCUCCUCUCAAGAAUCGGGAAUCACUGUUUUCCACGACCGAAAACCUCUCCGGAUAUAUCGAUCGCGCGGAAGGCGCACAGAAGCGCUCCGACUCUCCGGAGAUUUGCACGUGCCUCUCAACAUUUAUCCUAGUCUCGGAUUCUCUCCUCAAAAUGCCGUUUCUUUCGCGGAAGUAAUUUAUUGGUUCAAUGAAGCGUAUCGGUUUACUGUUUCUCGUAAAGUUUAUCCGAAUUUACGAAAAUCGGCUGGACCUUUAGAAAAAUUUUUUCACAUUUAUCUACCGCGCUGUUUUUACAAAAUAUUUUUUUCCUCGAAAACUUUGUAAAACAGUAGAAAAUUGUUAUAUUACGCGGGCGAGAUUUAUCGUGCUCUAUCAAACAGCAAGUAAUUGUUGUCCAUAUUGAAUCGCGUGCAAACGUUGAGAAAAUUGGGUUUAAGCCGGACGCGCGGCGGAAAAUUUAGCAGGUAGCAAAAUCCACGUAAUUAAAAGAUAAAAGGAUCAGAGGAGGUUCGAGCGCUGGGCUAGCUGCGGGCAGUAGUUUAUUUGUAUCGCGGCCUCUAUCUAAACCGUCCGCAGGUCUUCAACUUUAUUCUCUUUUACAAACGAUAAAAUCGAAGGACUGAGUCCACCAGAGCUGAGAGUAAAGAAAAAUAUUGUCUGGUCUGACAUACAAUAUUCCCGUCUAUUGAUAAUUUAAUUAAAAAUCGUGGCAUUUAUAAUUAACAUUUGUAACUGCAGUGCUUUGCGAGAAACACUUCGUUUUUCAUUUGUUUGUAAAAAAAAAAGUAAAAAACGCUUGAAAAAUGUAAAAAAAGCAAUCAACGCUUCCGGGGUUUCCGUUGAAGAAAGAAAUGCGACUCCAAUUUGGUCGCAGACUCUCACUACAUGGCACACAAUCGCGAAUAUUGAACUACCCUGUACGACUCUUUGGUAAAAAAUAGACCGCGUUUGUGUCUGCGCGAUAUAAAAAACGUAAUAUUCGGCGUAUGUAACCAAGGUAUGUAGCCUCAGUGAAAUUCACAAUUGUGGGUACGGUUGAAUUUCACUGACGGAAUGGCGCGCACAAACGAUGGCGUGCGUUAUUCGGUGAAGGCAUCGCUAUUGGCCGGAUAAAAAUCCCAAGCUGAACAAACACACCGAAGCACGCUCGGGAUCUCUACGCACCGCUUACUUCUUGCAUCGGAUUAAUCGGGGCUUUUUUUGGCCGCGCGCGCACACACAUACACACGCAGUCACAUAUAGAUACGCGUAUUGUUGCACGCAACAUCACGAACUCGCCACUGAUUCCUCCACUGUUGCGCGCCUGAUAAAAAUCGUUUCACCGUGAAUAAAAGAAUCCGCGGUGAUACCGUUACUGUUUCGGUUUUCGCACUCUAUCUCUCGCUCUCUUUUUUUCUCUUUCUCCGUCAGUGCGCCCGAAAUAUGCAGACCAUGAAAAUUGUCGCAAAUUCCGAAAAUAUCUCGGUUAGCCGUUAUUGACGCGAAACGAAGUCACGCCGAGUGCGUCAGCGUGGUUUUCCCAAGCGCGGUCUAAAGCACGCCUGGCAAAAGUGUCAUAAAACUACUGAAAGCUUUUCAUGUUACCGCUUCGCGGACUUCAGUCUGAGUUUAGUACUUAUCAAUGGACUACACAGCUUUAACAGAAUCCUGAUAAAUAUACGCUGGACUUCGAAAUAAGAAAAAAACUCCGAUUCAAAUGUCACGUCGCAUAAUUUUGCCAACAGCUUUGCUUGAGCCAAGAGUUAGUAUAAUUAGUCCUUGAAUCUUUUCCUCUAAUAUCUGCUACUUCAACGCGUCAUAUCUUCAUCUCCCGGCAAAGACUUUUAGUAACUUCCGUAUCUCAAGCUCCUAACUCGAUUUGCUCGUUAACUCGUGAUUCGCUACUACUAAAUCUACUGCAUCGUGUUUUUCUCGAGCUGUAACUUUAGGCUUCGCCGCCGCGCAAGUCCCCCGAGCGAAACUUAGCGGGGGAGAAAGAAAGAAAAAGAGGGAAAAAAAAGAAGAAAAUGGGAAGGAAACGAGCCGCCGGUUCCGGAUCCAUCGAUCGAUUGGUCGGUUUGCCCACUCGUAGAACGGACGUUCCAUUCCCCCGAGAAACUUUCGCGGUAAAACCACCCCCGUUCGCGUGCGCGCAUUCUCCGACAUCCUGGUACCUCAUUCCCCCCUCCCCUUCUUUCUCCUCUUCCAUUUUUCGCCGCGUGCCUCCACACGCCGCUUCCCCGAUUCCACUUUGCCUCUUAUCGACUUCCGCCUUCCUUCCUAACCUAAGGACUCGCCUGGCCAUUUCUCUUGCGACCGGGCAACACCACCAACCGCCGGCCGGUGGGGAAAAGAGAUAGCCGGAAAAGCGAGUUCGUUCUCGUGACUAAUUGAGCUAUCGGUUCACCGGCGAGAGAGAUACGAUAGGUCGGCGAGAGAGACGAUUCCGGGGAGCACGAGGAAUGUCUCCGGCCUCCAUUGUUCCUCCUUUCUCCGAUGUGGUCCGACGUGUUUUCGCUUGCUCGUCUCACGAGUACUUAUCGUGCGGCCGGGCGGAGCAAGUGAGCGGCCAUCUCGCCGUCUCCAUAAACGUACCGUUUUAUAACCGUUUUGGCUUGCUUAGCUGUCCUUCGAAAGGGUCGAGAAAGUCGUGAGCAAAAUUCCCGCGCCCGUUUAUUCACUCUUCUUCUCAUCGCUUGAUUUCAUUGAGACCGUUUCCUCGCGCCAUUAUUUUACUUCCUCGCGUCGGCGA
This is a messenger RNA of Linepithema humile (Argentine ant), 6204 nucleotides long. Its product is annotated as LHFPL tetraspan subfamily member 6 protein-like. Gene Ontology annotation, cellular component: membrane. The record is from RefSeq and is a predicted model, not a curated record. NCBI's taxonomy places the organism in Eukaryota, Metazoa, Arthropoda, Insecta, Hymenoptera, Formicidae.